AUGUAUGUCAAUUUAUAGUCUCCAAGCCAUAGAAUAAUGUUAAAAGGAAGAAUUAUUAUUAAUCAACCUUUUCUUCAGAUGAAAACAUUGGAAAUUUUAGUAUUCAUUAUUUUAUAAAUAGUGAAAUGAUCAGAGACAAAGUUACUGUUCAUUUUGGCCGGGUACAUACCGAAAGCAACCGGUGAUAGCAACGCAAUGUCAACGCAACUCAGUCAACUGGAGUUUCUUCAAGGUUUACACCACGUGUACAUAAACAAGAAACCCAAGUUGACAAGUUUUCCAGUCACUUGUUCCGAUGUCUUUGUCCGAGGAGGAGGCAGUACUUCUCUAUGUGCUUAAAAAACAGAAAAAAAAGUUGCAUAGACGUUUUAGUGUUCAUCCAUACAAUUCUAGCAAUUUACACAGCAGUCAGUGGCAUUCCUUGCAAAAAUUGGGAAAAUAUCCCGAAAAGUUUUUCAACUACUACAGGAUGAGCAAGGCUAGCUUUGAUUUUUUGCUGGAUUUAGUUACCCCUCUACUGUUGAAACAAGAUACUAACUACAGAACCGCAAUUGGUGUGGGCGAAAGAUUAACAAUCACAUUAAGGUUUUUGGGUGAGGGAUGCAGCUACCAUCAACUAGCUUACGACUUCUUUAGAGGUGUAUCUACAAUAGCAGCUAUCGUUCCUGAAACAUGUGAAGCUAUCUGGUCUGUAUUACAACCUCUUUUCAUGCCAGUACCCGACAGAAAUCAAUGGGAAACUAUAGCUGAAAGAUAUGAAGAAUUAUGGAACCUGCCUAACUGCCUAGGGUCAAUAGACGGCAAGCACAUUCGUAUUAGAUCCUUUGAUCAUUCUGGUUCAAAUUACUACAAUUAUAAGCAUUUUUUUUCAACUGUGUUGAUGGCUUGCGCAGACGCUGAUGGGACAUUUAUAAGUAUUGAUGUAGGAUACCCCGGAAGAAAUAAUGAUGCAGGAGUUUUCCACUCGUCGACAUUGGGUAAAUGGGUAAAACAAAAUAGCCUAGACUUCCCUCUUCCAAGAGCACUUCCAAAUAAUGUCAGUAAUGAACCUGUACCAUUCUUUUUCUGUGGUGAUGAAGCAUUUCCACUCGAAAAUCUCAUGCGACCUUAUCCGCGACGUGUUUUAAACGAUACAAAAAGAGUGUUCAAUUACAGACUCUCACGAGGACGUAAAAGUGUAGAGUGUGCGUUUGGUAUGAUGAGCAUGAAGUUUAGAGUGUUGGAAAAACCAAUACAGUGCAAACCUGGUAACUUAAAAAAAAUUGUUCAAGCUGUAUGUGUGCUGCACAACUUUAUCAAAGCAAGAGACGGAACAGCAAGCUUUCCUGAACAAUUUGAGUACACUAGGCCACGCCUCACAUGUAUCGAUGACUUCCGCCGCUCAAGAAAGCGGAACUACUUAAUAAGGGACAAAAUCGCACGUUAUUUCGUUGAAUGUAACCCAAUACCGUCCCAGUGGGACUAAGCCAUCAAAGCUCCAGUGAACAUGUAAAUAACAGUUUUAGGCAAAAUAAUGUAUUUUAUAUGCUUAUCAAGAAUUACAAAAACUGUAUUAAAAUAUUCAUAGAAAUUAA
Homalodisca vitripennis (glassy-winged sharpshooter) is the source of this 1574-nucleotide messenger RNA. Its product is annotated as protein ANTAGONIST OF LIKE HETEROCHROMATIN PROTEIN 1-like. Bases 296 to 1465 code for a protein of 389 amino acids. NCBI's taxonomy places the organism in Eukaryota, Metazoa, Arthropoda, Insecta, Hemiptera, Cicadellidae. The record is from RefSeq and is a predicted model, not a curated record. The transcript has 2 exons.